UGAAGAUCACUUUGCGUUGUGCGGUACAACUGCGCGCAACACACACACAUACGCACACAGAGAGAAAGAGAGAGGGAGAGAGAGCGAUUAACAAAAGGGAGUCAUUAACUUAAAUGUGUACUUAAUGCAUAAGUCAAUAUAGCAAUUAAAUAAAAAUAAAGUUGUGCGCCAACUGACGCUUGCCGAAACACAAAAACAAAAAAACCCAGUUUGUAAAAUUUCAAUUCCGUCUUUGAAUAUCAAUGUCAAGUGCUGCUCAAUCGAAUCCGGGGUCACAAGUGCUCAGCGGCUGAUUAACCGUUCAAUAGAAGCGCGGAAAAAAUAACAAAACAAAAUACAAAACAACAAAAACAACAACAAAAAAGACUAAAAAAGGUGGAACGGCGCGAAACACGUUUCGCGUGUGCAAAACACAAAAAAAAACACAUAAAACAUAAAAAACAAUAAUAACAAAUAACAAAUAACUGAAAUAAUUGCCGUAAUCGUUUUGGAUGCAGAAAAACAGACACCGAAUUAAACAAAUAUAAAUACACAUAUAUAAUAAAAAAAAAAUACAGGGCCAGAAGCAGAACGCUGCUGUUGCUGCUGUUAUUGUUUCGUCAUCAAGCUGAAAUUCGAGCUCGAUCUCGAUCUCGCAUCUCGAAUCUCGAAGUCGAACGUCGAGCGCGAGCGCGGAAGCGUGUCGGCUUUAGCUCUUACCAAAUAUGAGCAAACGGCCUACAAAAUAAACCAGUAGCGUCGUAAUCCGAGCAGCCGUGACUUUUGCACACAGCCAAAUAACAGCACAAUUACAUAAAUCAAAUUAGAAAAGAGAAAAAAUAUCUCUGUUAUUAUUAUGGAGCGUUCGCACAGCUGCAGCAACUUUGAGGCGUCGCAUCAGGCUGCCAUGCCGCAUGCAACAGCAGCUGGCGGCGGCGUCGGUGGCGGCGGCGGCAGCAGCGACAACUUGCCACACUUGUCGCACUUUCCGCCCAACAAACCGUUGCGCAAGCGUCGCAAGCUGCAACGCCAGCAGCCAGUUCUGAUGGACAUGGACAGUGCCUAUGCCGCUGAUCUGGAGGAUGCAGAUCUGGAGGCGGAGGCCGAGGAGGGCACACUGAUGUUGCCACACUUGCCACACAACACGAACAACAGCUUGCCCGGCAAGCGCCAGUUGCGCCACGAGGAGUCCUUCGAUUCGAAUAGCACCGCCCCAGAGAUGAGUCCGCAGGCGGUGCGUCAACAUCGAUUUAGUACACUGCUCCUGCGCGACAGCUCGAUCUCGAUGCAAUCGGAUUCGAGUCGCUAUUCGAGCGUCGACAGUCUGCUGGAGUCACGCAAACCCGACCCGGAGGCGAUACUCAUCAAUCUGGGCUUUGGCCCCAUCGGCACCGAGGAUAUGCUCGCGCGCAUCCCCAAGCGUUUCCUCAAGCCCUCCAAGGUGCCCGGCAUCGAUACGGAGGCAUUUGUCAAGCGUCUCCAGAUGGCCAGCUCACUGGCCGAUUCGAGUGCGUUGGGUUAUCGGGGAUUGACCUCCAGCUCGGAUCAGCCGCCCUCGUCGAUCGUGGCCAAAAUCAUGGAACGCUUCGAGGUCAACAAUCAGCGUAAACAGUCCAUGGGCAAUAUUGAGCACACGAUACGCUGACACCUUAAUAUAUAUAUUUAUAUAUAUAUAUAUAAAUAUUGGCUAACAUUGGCAGCC
This is a messenger RNA of Drosophila grimshawi, 1681 nucleotides long. RefSeq lists its product as uncharacterized. Lineage: Eukaryota; Metazoa; Arthropoda; Insecta; Diptera; Drosophilidae. The coding region runs from base 836 to 1624 and encodes 262 amino acids. The transcript has a single exon. The record is from RefSeq and is a predicted model, not a curated record. Gene Ontology annotation, molecular function: signaling receptor binding.